Molecule: messenger RNA, 771 nt
Organism: Hirsutella rhossiliensis
Lineage: Eukaryota; Fungi; Ascomycota; Sordariomycetes; Hypocreales; Ophiocordycipitaceae
Product: GDSL-like lipase/Acylhydrolase family domain-containing protein
Exons: 1
Coding region: 1-771 (256 amino acids)
Molecular function (GO): phosphatidylcholine lysophospholipase A1 activity
Source: RefSeq, a predicted model, not a curated record
AUGUCUAUCAAGCAUCUUCAGCUUGCAGCCCUCACCGGCGGUUCUGCUUCGCUCCUCUUCAUUUUCCUACUACUAGGCGCUCAUGUGCUCCCAGCACUCGCCGCGAGUGGCAUCAUAACAGCGGCAGCACCGAUCAAGAUCAUGCCUCUAGGCGAUUCCAUCACCUACGGACGGACCGGCAGCUCCACCCUUGCCGGCUACCGAGGACCCCUCUUUGCCCUGCUCCAGCAGUCUGGCUACCAUAUCGACUUCGUGGGUUCAAUGCACAGCGGCAUCGGUUUGGCGGACCCGGACAACGAAGGACAUCCCGGUAUCACUGUUCGGGGGCUAGAUUCCAUUGUUGAGGCAUUUCAUCUGGUGCAGAAUACUGCACCUCAAAUGAUCCUACUGCAUAUUGGAACUAACAAUAUGUAUAAUGACAAGACCGCAAAGAUGGCUCCUAACGACUUAACGAAACUGGUCAAGGAUACGCACGCUCAGGCGCCUAAUGCAAGGAUACUCCUAGCUUCGAUUAUCUUCUCUACCGACCCACAUAUCAACGCUAGGAUCCGGAGGUACAACCAGCAGGUAGAGGCGACUGUGAGGAAGCUCUCGGGCCAAGGUCUUCCUAUAGUCCACGUCGAUAUGUCGAAGGCGAUCACACCGGUGUUCAUGGUUGACCUAAUCGAUAAGGUCCAUCCAAACGAUGCCGGGUAUCAGAAGAUGGCCCAGGUGUGGAUGAACGCUCUACAGAAGGUCCUCCCUAAGCCGAAAGCGAAGAUGCCUUGUUGA